This is a messenger RNA of Neospora caninum, 2067 nucleotides long. RefSeq lists its product as hypothetical. The record is from RefSeq and is a predicted model, not a curated record. Bases 1 to 2067 code for a protein of 688 amino acids. Lineage: Eukaryota; Apicomplexa; Conoidasida; Eucoccidiorida; Sarcocystidae. The transcript is spliced from 8 exons.
AUGGCGCUCAGCAUCGGAGCAGUUGUUUCUGACGCAGUUCAGUGGCUGUCGACGGAGAUCCGCAAGACUCUCGACGAGGAGGUUCUCGGCGAGUCGCCUGCUCUCAGCUGUCCUCGCUCGCCCGACUCUCCGACGCGCGUCGCUUUCGGCGAAGAAGACCGUUUCUCCUCGCCAAGACAGCGCGUUGUCACGCGUGCGGCCUCCGUCUCCCUCGACUGCCUCGUGUGCUGGCAAGACGCUCUCGAGACAGCGCCCUGUUGCUCUGCGCCUUUCCUCGACGCCUCGUCAACGCCCUCAACCUGCGGAGACAGUCCCUGCGAGGCGGCGAGUCUGCGUGACAGGCAUCGUGCCACGCAGACGCGCAGCGACUCCUCGAGUUUCCGUGCCGAGAGGAACGCUUGCUCUCUCCAUGCGCACGCAGAGCGACGAAACUCGCCGUCCUUCGCAUGGGAAGAUCACGCGGAAAAACACGCGCGAGAAACAAACCCCUUCCCGGUCGACGAGGGCCUCAACCGCCGACUCUUUCUCCACUACGGAGAUCCCUGCACGCUCAAAGUCGACGCCAUCGUCUGCUUCAUCAAUGAGGCUUUCAAGCCCAUCGACAAACUUGGCACGCGAUUGGCUAUUAUCGGAGGCGACGAACUCGCCGACGAGGUGCGCCAUCUGGAACGGUGCAAAGCAGGCGAGGCGCGCAUCUGCCGCUCCUUCAACCUUCCUUCUUCCCACGUCAUCUACACAGUGGGUCCGCGCUUCAACAGCAAGUACAUCACGGCGACACACAACGCCCUCAACGGGUGUUUGCGCGAAUCGCUGUUGCUCCUCGACGAGAACGGCUUGACGACUGUCGCAGUGCCUCUCUACUCAGUCUCGGCAGCUCACAGUCGCCGUUCGUCGUCCCUCGCGAGCGCCGCGCUCCCACCCCACAGCUUGCGCCGCAUGCAGCGGCGCGAAGAGCCUGGAAGUCCCGGCGAAACGCGAGCCGCCCGCGAAGGGCGCGAGGCGCAUGCAGACGUGUGCCGCCUUGCAGGGGAAUCUGGCGACGAGGCUGACGCGUACGUUCACACCUCCUUGCGAACGCUGCGGAGGUGGAUGGAACGACUGCGGGAGAAACUCGACGCCGUCGUUCUCAUCGUCGACGACGUCCAGGAAAUGCGCGCCUGCGAAGCGUUCGUCAAACUGUACUUCCCCAGAAACGAAGCAGAAGAGGCGGAAGCGCUGUACGGCUUGCCGGAGGAGCUGGGCGACGCCUUCGGGCAGAUCGAAGUGGUGGAGCGGCGAAUGCGCGUCGGCCGGGAAGGGAGCGCGGCCUCGCAUGUGCAGUCUGGCGAGAUCACCGCGCAGUUCGGCAGCCUCUUUAUGCGGGCCUGCGAGAGCGACUCGGAGGACGGUGGGCUGUCUCCGCGAGAAGAGAACCGGAUUCUCAACUCUGCCGACGUUAGCUUCACGGACGCGAAGGCGUGCACCGAGACGGAGAGGCGCAUCAACGCCCUCAACGCCACGCAGGACCCGGCAGGCGUCGACAGCGAAGCGCUCUACCACCGCUACCUGCGGCAGGCCUCGGCGAUUGCGGACUGCGUCGCUUUCCAGCAACUGGACGCGAUCGGCUUUCUCUCGCCGCGCGGAACAGACAGAGCUGGACGCCCUCUCGUGGUCUUCUUCGCCGCGCUCUUCCCGUCUACGCCCGUCGAUGCGCACCUCGUGCUUCUCUACAUCAUCAAGACGCUCGAUCCGUACAUUCGCGACAAAUACACCCUCCUCUACGUCAACACCGAAGUUCACCACAGCCACAUGCCGUCGAUGGCUCUUUGGAAAGAGUUCUUCCACCUUUUUUCCCAGUACGAGAACACCCUGGAUCAGCUUCUCGUCCUUCAUCCCGGGUUCCUCUUCAAAGCUGCCUUCGCGUGCAUGUGGCCAUACCUCCCCACCAACCUCUGGCGCGGAACCUUUUAUCUCGACAGCAUUAAGGAUCUCUCGACGCACGUAGACGAGCGGCAGCUACGCCUGCCGAACUACGUCGUGGAAUACGACCAGCUGCCCCGGAAGCGAAUCCUCGGUUUGCGUCUCUGA